AUGGAGAAAUCUCGUAAUUCAUCUCUGAUCAAAGCUGUUCCUUCUAAGCAAACCACAUACUCUUGCACUGAGGAGGAGAGUGGUUGGACUGCUUACUUUGAAGACUUCUCAAACAACAACAACAACAGGAGGGAAGGAGAAGCGGCAGCAGAGGAACAAAGUCUCUGCUCAAGUUUUGGCUGCGCUUCUUCUUUGGUUUCUGAUGCUGCUUCUGGUGCUGCAUGGAAAUUAGCUUCCCAAAACAACCAAAACCAACAUGCAUGCUCUAAUUCCAUUGGGGGCUCACCCAAUAAUUUUCCCAAGAAAUUAACCUUCAAGAAAACAAGAACCAAGAAGAUUUCUGGUGAUGAUUUAGAGGAUACUGCUAGCUCUCCUGUUAAUAGUCCCAAGAUUGGUGAUUUGAGACCAGUUGGUAUAAAUCCCAGAAAGAUAGAUGAUCAUCAUAUCAAUAUUAAUUCUUUGGUUAAAGAGGGUGAGCAUUUUGCGGAACUGGAGCAGGCAGAUGAUCAUGAAAAGACUAAUGAUUGUUGUGGGAAAACUGACAGCACAGACUUAAAGAAAAGAGGGUUGUGUUUGGUUCCUAUGUCCUUGUUAGCCAACUAUCUUGUUUAA
Molecule: messenger RNA, 612 nt
Organism: Prunus armeniaca (apricot)
Lineage: Eukaryota; Viridiplantae; Streptophyta; Magnoliopsida; Rosales; Rosaceae
Source: the annotation of a GenBank genome assembly